Messenger RNA from Nicotiana attenuata, 1037 nucleotides. Its product is annotated as nuclear transport factor 2. NCBI's taxonomy places the organism in Eukaryota, Viridiplantae, Streptophyta, Magnoliopsida, Solanales, Solanaceae. Gene Ontology annotation, cellular component: nuclear pore central transport channel. The record is from RefSeq and is a predicted model, not a curated record. Gene Ontology annotation, biological process: nucleocytoplasmic transport. The transcript is spliced from 2 exons. The coding region runs from base 443 to 820 and encodes 125 amino acids.
CGUUCUGUUGUUGCUCCCAUUCUUCCUUCAGUCACAUAUUAGUAUUUGCUUACGUACAUUGAAUCUUGAAAGCACUAAUGUGCAGCAAAAAACUUUAAAAGAAGAAAAAAUUUUGUUGGACAAAAAGCCUGAUGGUCGGUUUGCUUCAGCAGAUCUUGCUAGUUUUUAACAACCCCAUCUUUCCUUUUCCUUCGUUGUGUAAAAAAGGUGCAUAUGAAUUUCAAUUCUUUAAGACUUUUCCUGUUCUUUUGUUUCCCCCUUUUCAUGAACUUGCGUAUCCAUGCAGCAGCUUAGAUGCUCUUUUACAUUUUCCUUUUUUCUAUAUAUAUUCUUUCCUUGAUAGCCAAACCAUUUACUUUUUUAUAUUCUCUCAAACCUUGUCCUCUUUGUACUUGAAAUUUAAACAAGACAUUGAAAAUUACUUGAGAAUUUGAAAGAAGAAAUGGAACAACAAUUAGAAAUGGUAGGAAGAGCAUUUGUGGAUCACUACUACAAUCUUUUCGACAAUGAUCGAUCCUCUAUUGGUACUCUGUAUCAACCAAGCUCAAUGCUCUCAUUUGAGGGCCAAAAGUUGCAGGGAAGUGAAGAUAUCUCUGCUAAGCUUAAUGCAUUGCCCUUUGGACAAUGCAAGCAUGCGAUUAGCACCAUUGAUUCUCAACCUUCGUCCUUUUCCGGAGGGAUCAUAGUCUUUGUCAGUGGUAGCAUUCAACUUCUUGGAGAGGACUAUCCCCUGAGGUUCAGCCAGAUGUUUCACUUGAUCCCAACUGUGGAAGGAAGUUUCUUUGUGCAGAAUGACAUAUUUCGCCUCAACUAUGGAUAGUUUAGCGUUUGUGUGGAGAAAAUGUUGAUCAAGAGAAAAGAAAACUAGUGUUAAUGUGAAGGAUAUGUUGAAGAGAGAAAAUCAUUUGCUGUAAUUUGAAUUGAUGUGGUGCUUCCUUAACAAUGGAAUUGGAGCAUCACAUUGUUGACUUGCUUAUUGCUUUUGUAAUAUCAGAUGUCAUUUAUCCAAUUUGCAACCACUUCAAAUUUGUCUUUUA